UAUAUGCUUCCACUAGGAAACAUUAUCAGGACAUACUCGGUAAAAUUCCACUGCUAUGCGGAUGACACCCAGUUAUAUUUGUCAAUAAAACCUGAACAAAGUAAUCAAUUAACUAAACUUCGAGCAUGUCUCAAGGACAUAAAAACCUGGAUGACCAGCAAUUUUUUCUUAUUAAACUCAGACAAAACAGAGGUUAUAAUACUUGGCCCCAAACACCUUAGAGAUACAUUAUCUAAAGAUAUAGCUGCGCUAGACGACAUUGCCCUUGCUUCCAACAAAACAGUCAGGAACUUGGGAGUGAUCUUCGAUCCUGAUUUAUCCUUUAAUAGUCACUUAAAACAAAUUUCUAGGACCGCUUUUUUCCACUUGCGUAAUAUUUCAAAAAUUAGACAUGUCCUUUCGCAAAAAGAUGCAGAAAAACUAGUCCACGCCUUUAUUACAUCGAGACUGGACUAUUGUAAUUCAUUAUUAUCAGGCUUCAGCAAUAAGUCGUUAAAAACUCUACAGCUUGUCCAAAAUGCCGCAGCACGUGUCCUGACGAGAACAAAGAGAAGAGAGCACAUUUCUCCAGUAUUAGCGUCGCUACACUGGCUUCCAGUUAAAUCUAGAAUAGAAUUUAAAAUUCUCCUCCUCACCUUCAAGGCCCUUAAUAAUAUAGCGCCUUUUUACCUUAAAGAGCUGUUAGUACCUUAUAAACCCACUAGAGCACUCCGCUCCCAGAAUUCAAGCCUACUUGUCGUCCCUAAAGUUUCUAAAAGUAGAGUAGGAGCCAGAGCUUUCAGCCAUCAAGCCCCUCGGCUGUGGAAUCAUCUACCACUUUCAGUUCGGGAGGCAGGUACCAUCUUUUCAUUUAAGAGUAGGCUCAAAACCUUCCUUUUUGAUAAAGCUUAUAGUUAG
Messenger RNA from Pleuronectes platessa (European plaice), 897 nucleotides. RefSeq lists its product as uncharacterized. The annotation marks the transcript as partial. The record is from RefSeq and is a predicted model, not a curated record. NCBI's taxonomy places the organism in Eukaryota, Metazoa, Chordata, Actinopteri, Pleuronectiformes, Pleuronectidae. The transcript has a single exon.